This is a messenger RNA of Penicillium cosmopolitanum, 1008 nucleotides long. RefSeq names its product putative endo-polygalacturonase. The record is from RefSeq and is a predicted model, not a curated record. Lineage: Eukaryota; Fungi; Ascomycota; Eurotiomycetes; Eurotiales; Aspergillaceae. The coding region runs from base 1 to 1008 and encodes 335 amino acids. Gene Ontology annotation, biological process: carbohydrate metabolic process. Gene Ontology annotation, molecular function: polygalacturonase activity. The transcript has a single exon.
AUGCCAUUGCCCUCUUGUUUCAAAGUAUAUGAUUGCCCAGCAGGGGUUUCGACAAACCAGGAUUUCAAAGUGGAAGUCCGGCCAACCGAAGAUUAUACCCAACAGUGGACUCUGAUACCUUCUUACGCUGUAGAAGUCGCCAGUGCCAAUAUCGCGUCGAACGACUUUCACCGGUAUACCGUCGCACUGGCAUCAUUUGAUUUGAUUGGUCAUGUCAGGAUAAGAGUCACGUACACCGCAUCCCCGGUACACUCGGCAGUGAUUCGGCCACUUUCACUCGGUAUUGAGCCUGAGUUGGAAGACAACCAAAUCAUUUUAUUUACACUGGAGAAAGCUCGAGAUGUGAUGCUCGAGCUGAAUGGGAACAAAUGGAAGGCGUUGCACCUUCUUAUAAAUUCGAUCGAGAACAAUUCUCCGACCGAAGAUACCGAAGACCUUUGGUAUUUUGCGCCAGGGAUCAACCAGGGAUCUGCAUAUGCAAGGGUGACCGAUGGGGUCAAUCUUAUGGUUCCAUCGGGAAAAACAGUCUACCUAGCAGGUGGAGCCUUCAUCACCUGCCGGUUAAAUUUCGUCGACGUGUCGAAUAGUGCGGUUCGAGGCCACGGGUUCAUACUAGGGCCAAAGGGAGGUUAUACCUACCGUGAACACGGCGGUGCAAUCCACAUGAGUUAUGCGAAAAACAUCCGGGUUGAAGGAGUAACAUCGAUAGGUGCAAACGGAUUCAGCCUAUCUGUGGGAGAGUGCCACAACGUGCUUAUUGACAGGUACCGAUCCUUUUCAUAUGCCGGCAACGGUGAUGGAAUCGACGUUUUCUGCUCGACCGGAAUCACAAUCCAAAAUUGCUUCUUACGAAAUUCGGAUGAUACCAUUGCGCUGUACUCCCAUCGCUGGGACUGGCAUGGUGACUCGAAAGACAUUGUGAUUCGGGAUUGUGUUCUGCUCCCCGAACGUUGCCCACGCGAUCAACAUGGGCACCCACGGCAACCCUACGCGGCCAGAAACUACUAG